Lates calcarifer (barramundi perch) is the source of this 2177-nucleotide messenger RNA. RefSeq names its product transmembrane and immunoglobulin domain containing 1 (gene tmigd1). Gene Ontology annotation, cellular component: cell-cell junction. The record is from RefSeq and is a predicted model, not a curated record. The transcript has 6 exons. Bases 161 to 931 code for a protein of 256 amino acids. Gene Ontology annotation, biological process: cell-cell adhesion. Lineage: Eukaryota; Metazoa; Chordata; Actinopteri; Centropomidae. Gene Ontology annotation, molecular function: cell adhesion molecule binding.
AAGUGUCCUCAUUUGAAUGUGAAGCAUAUAAGAAGCUGCUGAAGAUUCAAACAGUCCUCCACAUCCUCAUAUUCACACACAGGGAACGUCAGAGAUAAAACACAGACAAGAAAUUGGAAGAAGUAAAACUGGAAGAAGUAAUCAUAGCCAGGUUCAUCCAAUGAGGAGUAAAAUGAAGUUGAUGUGCAGACCCCCUCUUUUCCAUUUGCUCCUGUGCUGUGUAACCCAGACAUUGGGUGUCCAGAUCCAGUCUGACCCAGAAGUCAGCACUGAGGGUGUUAUACAGACAGAGGUAAACAGGACUGUGUCUCUGCUCUGCCUGCCUGACAGAGGCUCUGAGACUCCGGCAGAUGAAGAGCUGGUGUGGCUGAGGAAUGGCGCUGUGGUCAGUCUGAUGGAGGGGAAUAGGAAGGGACGCAGUAGCGUGUGCAUUUCGCCCAUCAUCCAUGAAGAUAACGGCGCCACCUUCACCUGCCACCUGAGCAGAAAUGCUACAGUUAAGGCCUCAGUCACUCUCAAUGUCACAUAUCACCCACAGCUCUCUGGGUCAGAGGAGGUUACAGUAGAAGAUGAGUCAGUGCUGGCCCUGCGGUGCGAUAUCUGGGCCAAUCCACCGGUCUCAUCCGUGUCGUGGACACUAAAUGGAAGCGCAGUGGAUCUAUUAGCAGGUGGCUUCACAGUGACCAAUGACGGCUUUACAAGCCAGCUGAUUACCAACAGCGUGGAGAAAAGCCUGCACGAAGGCACGUAUCAGUGCACAGCAAACUUUCCCGUCUUUGGAGAACACAGCAAGAUCUUCAAAGUCACAGUGACAGAAAAGACCAUGAAGUUUCCACUCUUGCCCUUCAUAGCAGGAGUGGUGGUGGUGUGCCUUACCACGUUGCUUGCCGUGGUUUCACGGUGGAGCAAAAUCAUGAAGUGCUGCAAGUAACCUGUGUAUUCUCUGCUUCACCCAAUGAAGCAGAUGCCACGAAGACAUCACCCCCCCACCCCCACCCCCCUCCACUGAGUGCCAGAGACUGUGAUUACCCACUUACGUAGCCCAGUUUUUAAUUUUAUAUCAUAUUUGACAUUUUUUGAAGGAAAGGUUUAACAUGUGGGAAAUACACUUACAAAAUGUAGCAUGCUGUCUGCCGUCUUAGCAGUUUGUCACUUAUUUGAUUAUUGAUUAUGGCAGCGGGAUCUGUGAAGUUGACCUUGAGAUGAUCCUUGUUACUUUUCACUGUGUGAUGCAACCUGACCCUGUGAUGUGAAAAAUGGGUUUUCUUGUUAAUAUCUCUGCAAUAAAAGUGCUUUAGUUUCCCCACAAAACUUAAAAGUACACCUGCGUUAUGGGGACACCACUGCUUCUGGUUGUAUAUUUGAGAGUUAUGGUUUAAGGAUAGAAUUGAGGGGCAGUCAAUUAAUAUUGUCAGUGGAGCUGCCCUUUCCAUCACAUUUGCAAUUUGCAUAUAGCAUGGUGUUAUCAUAGCUCUUGAGGGACACUGCAUUUUGAAGCAUCUAAGGUUUGAAUACUGUUAAAACAUAUAUACAGAUUGACAGACAUAUUCAAAACUGCCAUUUUCUAUUAGCUAAUGUAUGAUAAAUGCAUAUAUUACAUCCCAUUACCCAAGUAUGUUACUUACAGUAUGUCUGCAUGUUGUGCCACUGCACAGGUGAAGUCAUAUAUCAUAAGAUUAAUCACCACACUCAUUUUCAGGUGACCAGAAAGAGACUAGCUAGUGAGCUCAAACUCAAGCCAAAAGAAAAGCAACUUUUCUUAUAAAUGAAUAAGAACUUUUGUGAAGUCUAUGUUAAUGCUUUUAGCCCUCCUGAUGUAAAAGUGGGUCUAGGUUUCAGAGACAUAUCUGUCAUACAGUUAAAACAACUGAACAAACAUGUGUGCCUAAUAUUUUUAUUUUUUUUUCACAUUUGCACUGAACUUUAACUCCUGACUCAACAAUACAAUCAAGGCUCGUUAAAAUCAUGUUAUACAUUUACUCUUAAUGAGACAAAAGGACAGGGACUACAAUGACAUGAGGUUCAAGGUCUAGAGCUUUGUGCCCUUACCAAUAAAGAAACUUAACAGGAUCACAUAAAACAGCGCAAUACUGAACGUGGAUGAGAGCACGUUUGACAAGAAGGCACGGGUGUCAUAUUGGCCUCAAGAGGUGUUCAAAUAUACAGCAUAAAGAGGA